UUGGCCGUGAAGGAGAAACACCAGCUCCAAGCCAAGCUGGAGAACCUAGAACAGGUCCUAAAGCACAUGCGAGAGGCCGCGGAACGGCGGCAGCAGCUGGAGUUGGAGCAUGAACAAGCCCUGGCCGUCCUCAACGCCAAGCAGCAGGAAAUCGACCUCCUGCAGAAGUGCAGGGUGCGGGAGCUGGAGGAGAAAUGCCGCGCGCAGAGUGAGCAGUUCAGCCUGCUGUCCCGGGACCUGGAUCAGCUCCGGCAGCACGCGGGCGAGAUCGACCUGCUGGGAGGCAGCUCCCUGGAUGUCCCCUCGUCCCCCGGCAAGCCCUUCCGGAGGUUCAUGAACGGACUGGCUCCCCCCAUUGGCAAAGGUCAGGAAAGCUCCAUUGGAAGCCGCGCUGUGAUUGGGGAAUAUAUCCAGCCCCUCCCGCUCCCGGGUGACAAGCCAGAACCUCUGUCCGUCAAGCCCGCCUUUCUGUCAAGAUCUGGUGGCCCAAGAUGCAGAUUUGAAUCAGACAUGGAUAAUGAACGGAAUUCCAGUACCGCCAAGCAGAGAUACUCGGGGAAGGUCCACUUGUGUGUCGCCCGCUAUAGUUACAACCCCUUCGACGGGCCAAAUGAGAACCCGGAGGCCGAGCUGCCCCUCACGGCGGGGAAGUACCUCUACGUCUAUGGAGACAUGGACGAGGACGGCUUCUACGAAGGCGAGCUCCUGGACGGGCAGAGGGGCCUGGUGCCCUCCAACUUCGUGGAUUUUGUCCAGGACGAGUCUCGGCUGGCAAGCACUCUGGGGAAAGGCCAGGAUCAGAGCGUCGUCAGCCACGCCGGCGUCGGCUCGGAGGCGGAGCACAUCCUGGACCUCCACUCCCCGACGCACGCGGACUCCGGCCUCUCCGACCACGGGGCGGGGAUGCGGGACGUGAACAUCGAUGACGUCGGAGAAGACACCGUGCCUUACCCUCGGAAAAUCACCCUCAUCAAACAACUUGCCAAAAGUGUCAUCGUGGGCUGGGAGCCCCCGGCGGUGCCCCCGGGCUGGGGGGCUGUGAGCAGCUACAGCGUGCUGGUGGACGCAGAGACGCGCCUGAGCCUGGCGCCGGGUGGCAGGACCAAGGCCCUGGUGGAGAAGCUGAACAUGGCAGCCUGCACCUACCGCAUCUCCGUGCAGUGCGUCACCAGCCGGGGCAGCUCGGACAAGCUGCGCUGCACGCUGCUGGUGGGCAAGGACGUGGUGGUGGCGCCGUCCCACCUGCGCGUGGACAGCAUCACGCAGGUCUCCGCCCGGCUCUCCUGGGCGCCCGCCAACAGCAACUACAGCCACGCCAUCUUCCUCAACGAGCAGGAACUGGACGUGGUCCGGGCCGCCAGCUACAAGUACCAGUUCUGCAACCUCAGGCCCAACGCGGCUUACAAGGUGAAGGUCCUGGCCAAGCCCCACCAGAUGCCCUGGCAGCUGCCCCUGGAGCAGAGGGAGAGGAAGGAGGCCUUCGUGGAGUUCUCUACGCUGCCGGCAGGUCCUCCCGCUCCCCCCCAGGACAUUGCCGUCCAGGCCGCGGCCACCCCAGGCACCGUCCAGGUCUCCUGGAAGCCGCCCGCCCUGACGGCCAUGGGGCUGUCCAACGGAGCCAACGUCACCGGCUACGGCGUGUAUGCCAAAGGGCAGAGGGUAGCGGAGAUCAUCUCCCCCACGGCGGACGGCACGGCCGUGGAGCUGGUGCGGCUGCGGAGCCUCGAAGCCAAGAGCGUGACCGUGCGGACCCUCUCCGCCCAGGGCGAGUCCGUAGACUCCGCCGCCGCUGCCAUCCCCCCCGACCUCCUGGUGCCUCCUGCCCCCCACCUGAGAACUGCUCCCACACCGAAGCCAUUAGCAAGUGCCGGAGCCCCCGAUACCAAAGAUGAACACCUGGGUCCGCACGCCGCGGCGGAUGAGGCCUGGGAGCUCGGCCGGGCGCCUGCUCCGGCCCACGGGCACCUGCUGGAGCCGCCCGGCCUGCACGGCUCGGGCCCGGGGCGGCGGUCGCCCUCGCCCAGCCGCAUCCUUCCGCAGCCGCAGGGCGCCCCGGUCUCCACCUCCGUCGCCAAGGCCAUGGCCCGGGAAGCCGCGCAGAGGGUGGCCGAGAGCAGCAGGCUAGAGAAAAGGAGCAUCUUCCUGGAGAGAAGCAGUGGGCAGUAUGCAAACUCGGACGAGGAAGAUGGCUACGAGUCCCCCGACGUCAAGAGGAGGGGCGCGUCGGUGGACGAGUUUCUGAAAGGCUCGGAGCUGGGCAAGCCGCCGCACUGUUGCCAUGGAGACGAGUACCACACGGAGAGCAGCCGGGGGUCCGACCUCUCGGACAUCAUGGAGGAGGACGAGGAGGAGCUCUACUCUGAGAUGCAGCUGGAGGACGGGGGCCGGAGGCGGCCCAGCGGCACGUCCCACAAUGCCCUCAAGAUUUUAGGAAACCCGGUGACUGCUGGACGGGCUGAUCGGGUGGAUCUUGUGGGCCGGAGGUUUCCCCACGGCAGUGCUGGCCGCCACAGGUUCCGGCCAACGAUGGUCCCGUCUGCCGAUGAGUACGGUGGGCGGAACCGGCUUUCUCCAGACUUCUACGAAGAGUCAGAGACGGACCCUGGGGCGGAAGAGCUCCCGCCCCGGAUCUUUGUGGCUCUUUUUGACUAUGACCCCCUCACCAUGUCCCCGAACCCAGAUGCUGCGGAAGAGGAGCUUCCCUUUAAAGAAGGGCAGAUCAUCAAGGUUUACGGUGAUAAAGAUGCUGAUGGAUUCUACCGCGGGGAAACCUGCGCUCGGCUUGGCCUUAUUCCUUGUAACAUGGUCUCUGAAAUUCAGGCUGACGAUGAGGAGGUGAUGGACCAGCUUCUCAGACAAGGCUUCCUCCCCCUGAACACACCUGUGGAGAAAAUAGAGAGAAACAGAAGAAGCAGCCGGCAGCGCUCGGUGGCGACGCGGAGGAUGGUGGCCCUGUACGACUACGACCCGAGGGAGAGUUCGCCCAACAUCGAUGUCGAGGCUGAACUUACAUUUUGCACUGGAGAUAUUAUUACUGUUUUUGGUGAAAUUGAUGAAGAUGGAUUUUAUUAUGGGGAGCUUAAUGGGCAGAAAGGCCUCGUACCCUCCAACUUCCUAGAAGAAGUGCCUGAUGAUGUAGAAGUCUAUCUUUCUGACGCGCCGUCCCACUACCCGCAGGACACGCCGACGCGCUCGAAGACGAAAAGGAAGAAGAGUGUGCAUUUCACCCCUUAAUCAGGCAAUGUAGCCUUCACGUAAGUGAGCAACUGAAGAUACCUGUAAACAUAGCAACCUAAGCUACCUGCAAUGGACCAAUGCGGUAGACUUAAGGCUUCACUGGGGGGGCUAAAAAAAAGAAGAAAUAUGUCUCAAAAACUCACUGGACCUAAAGUGUUAUUGGUCUCAGUUGUAAAGCAACUGAAUUUGUAGUAAAUAAAUCAUCUUUGAUAAUCAUUUCCUACGAUUUACAUUAAGAAUAUUUGGAAGGCCAACAUUGGGAACAUAUUUCUUAACUGGCUAAUUGUUUGUUUACACAGAGUGUUCCAAUGUCUAUUCAUAAUUAAAGCUGCAUAUUGCAUUGUUAGCCACUCUUGGAAAAAGCACAACCUAAUAAAUGUUUACUCGGGAAAUUUUACCUAAAAAAACCACAACUCA
Messenger RNA from Balaenoptera musculus (blue whale), 3654 nucleotides. RefSeq names its product RIMS binding protein 2 (gene RIMBP2). Gene Ontology annotation, biological process: neuromuscular synaptic transmission. The record is from RefSeq and is a predicted model, not a curated record. Gene Ontology annotation, molecular function: protein binding. The coding region runs from base 67 to 3234 and encodes 1055 amino acids. The transcript has 18 exons. NCBI's taxonomy places the organism in Eukaryota, Metazoa, Chordata, Mammalia, Artiodactyla, Balaenopteridae.